This is a messenger RNA of Scutellospora calospora, 350 nucleotides long. The record is from the annotation of a GenBank genome assembly. Lineage: Eukaryota; Fungi; Glomeromycota; Glomeromycetes; Diversisporales; Gigasporaceae.
AAAAUGAUACACAAGAUUCGAUAAUUGGAACGAAUCCGAAAAAAAGCCGAGAAAAUGAUGAUAACGAUAAUGAAAUCUCUGAAAUAACAAAAAAUACCAAUGAAGGAGAUAAAGGAGAUAAAGGAGAUGAAAGUAGUAAUGAACAGGUAAAGUCGCAAGUAGAAUCACCAGAAAAGUCAGAACCAAAAGAGUAUGACAUAAGCGUUAUAACAGAAGCAUACGUUUGCCAAUGGAAUGGAUGCGGAAAAGUGUUUAGAACAAAACUAGCACUCAAAGCGCACAUUCCAUCAGAGCAUAUAAGUGUUGAUAGCUUGCGCGUUCGUGUAGACAAACUAGCACAAUUUUUAUAA